CUGUCUGGCGCCUCAGUGCGAAGCGAAGCAUCGAAAGUGUCAGGUGUCUAGCGGAAUUUACGUUCGUUUUUGUCUCUCGUAUAUUUGGCGCAUAUUUUGACGUCAGCAACAAGAUCCGAGCAGCUGAAGCAAAUCCAAGGAUCUGGGAGAGAUCAUACAUAGAAGCACGCUUGCAAUAAUACCGAAAAUGGGCGUGGCACGCCUUACCCUAAUGCUGCUGGUAGCAGCAAUGCUGCAGCUGAACCAUGUGGAUGGCUAUUCCAAGUAUGGACGCGGCUGUGCCGACAUUGGUUGCCUACCCACUGAGGAGUGCGUCAUCACCAGCGAUUCGUGCAGCUAUAAUCAGCGCGAUGGCAAGGACUGCGGCAAUUAUCCGACCUGCAAGCGCAAGAGCGGCUCGAGCACCAACCAGGCAAAUCCCUCCUCCUCGUCGUCGUCAGUUAAUCCGUCAGGUAGCGUGCUCAAUCCUGGCUAUCCCAUGCAUGGCCUGCAGCCGGUGAACCCCUACAAUCCACCGUUCGUAUUUGGCCAGCUGCCGUUCUAUUCGGGACCGGCCGGCACUGGCGGACCGCCCGGCGGCGGCGCCGGCGUCGGCAUGCCCAGCUCCAGCAUAGGCAUCCUCGGAGGCGGCGGCGGCGGUCUGGCGCCAUAUGGAAGCAAUUAUCAGGGCUAUCAAACACAUCAUCAGAAUGCGAACAUGUACAACAAGCCGCCGCCACAGUAUCAGAACCAGAACCAACAGAAUCCCUACAAUCGCCAGACCCAAGCACAUCCUUCGGCAGCGGAGCGACGCGUCAAUUCCAGCGCUCCGCUCAUCGGUCUACUCGCAGUCCUGUUGUUGCUGCUGGCUUACGUAGGCAGCGACAGUGCCAGCACGUAAUAAGAUGCAGCAGUUGCUCUCCCUCCACUGAUACCCUUCACUCUUGAUCCUGCAACCCGACGACGACGACGAUUACGAUUAACCAUGUGCAAAUCCUUUGCUUGCUUCGUUUCUUUCAAUUUCCCCCCAAUUUUCGUUUAUUAUUUUCACUGGUUUUUGGGCCCUAGAUUAAGACACUUAAAGCGGGCUUCUACGAAAGCCACACCAACAGCAAAAGCAACAGCAACAGCAACAACAACAUUUCUGACAGGCAACACCUAUGGAAACAACAACAAAGCGUUAAAUAAUUGGUUACAAGUCAUAUUUAAGUAAAACCCACAAGCAGGAUAAUCUUUUGCAUAUAGACAAAGCAUAAGACACGCCCACAAUAUUAUUGAAGCUAUUUCUUUUCUAUACAUUCUCAGAUUACAGCAUGCAGCACGCCCCCGAGCGUAUACGUAAUAUUCAAAUAAUAUUGUGCGUGCGUGUGUGUGCGUGUGUGUGUGUGUGUGUUUGUGAGCUGAUUUGUGUGUUGGUCUAACUUUCAGUUAGUAGCCGGUCUAUGCGUAGUCCUGGCCCUGAAGGCACGUUGCACUACUCUCUGUUUUUUGCAGCUCAAUUAAAUUGGAAUUUAAUUUGGGGCUUAGAGCCAGUGCUUGCCACAGCCACAGACUUAGCUGCACGUCGGACACACACACACACACACACACACACAGACGCACACACGCACAGUUAAUUUAAUUUUUGUUGCUGCUGCGAAUUUUGUGGCAACCAUUUCCGGCUUUUAUUUAGCUGUUGCAGCUGCAGUUGCAAUUGUUGCUGUUGCAAUUGCUGCUGAUUGAAAUAGUUGCAGCCCAGGCACAGUUGUUGUAGACACAAAUACGCGUGUCAAUCAAAUUGCAAAAUAAGCUGGUUUUGGGGCUGCAAGCAAAUAAUUACAAUUAAAAUAAAAAAAAAAAAAAUCGAAAUAUAAAUAAAUAACGAAUUCCGCUCUAGAAAUCAAGAAAUUUAGUAACAAACGCGGUUUACUUAAAGCAGCUAAAAAGUGCACAAAGUACACAGUUUAAUGUAAUUUUAAAACAAUUUUUUUUUUGCAAUUUCAAAUAAUAAGAGUAAGAAAAAAUGCAAACCUUAAAUCAAACGACAAGCGACACUUGAAAACUCGUACGGAGAGAGAUACCAAUCAAAUUUGCAAGUAAUUACAAAUUAAGAAAAAUAUGAAAAGAUAAAAUAACUGCCAGGAAAAUAACAAUUACGAAGAAAAUAGCUAUACACAUA
Molecule: messenger RNA, 2137 nt
Organism: Drosophila virilis
Lineage: Eukaryota; Metazoa; Arthropoda; Insecta; Diptera; Drosophilidae
Gene: Mnr
Product: Membrane-bound Notch regulator
Source: RefSeq, a predicted model, not a curated record